AUGGGCGAGUUCUUACACGAGGGUAAAGGGAAGAUCAUCAAGGAGGCGAGGGAGACAAAGGUUGAGCCGGAGGAAGUCGAGGAUGUAGAUGUUGAUGGGUCCGAGUUAUGGGGGCCGAGGAAGUUCAAAGAAGCAGAGGGAUCGGGACGGACACUUGGGGGCGAUGGCGAGCAAUGCUGA
Molecule: messenger RNA, 180 nt
Organism: Fusarium verticillioides 7600
Lineage: Eukaryota; Fungi; Ascomycota; Sordariomycetes; Hypocreales; Nectriaceae
Exons: 1
Coding region: 1-180 (59 amino acids)
Source: RefSeq, a predicted model, not a curated record